GCGCGCUGCGAGCUCGAGAACCCGCGGGGCGCCUCCUUCUCCCCCCCGUGCGGCCACACCAAAGGGGCAAGCAGUACAGCGGCCGGGAGAUUGAUUGAUUCCUGCGCCGGCGCCCACCGAUUUCCGCCAAAGAGUAAUGCGCAUAACGACUUACAUCAAUGGCGUCGCUGGUGCCCGGUGUCCUCGUCAAGCUCCUUCAGCACAUGAACACGGAUGUUAAAGUCGCGGGCGAGCACCGGUCGUCGCUGCUUCAGGUUGUCAGCAUCGUGCCAGCGCUCUCCGGGAGCGAUCUUUUCACCAACCAAGGGUUCUACCUCAAGGUGUCCGAUUCAUCCCACGCCACCUACGUCACCCUUCCCGAGGAGCAGCAUGAUCUCAUCUUGAGCGACAAGAUUCAGCUAGGCCAGUUCAUCCAUGUAGACCGCCUCGAGGCGGCCACGCCGGUGCCCAUCCUUUGGGGAGUUCGGCCGGUUCCUGGCCGCCAUGCCUGCGUCGGCAAACCUGAGGACCUUGUGCUAACUAGCUCUUCUGGUGCUGCUGGCAGCAAGAAGGUGCAACCGGCCAAUGGAUCGAAAGCAACCAAUGGAGUGAAAGAUGCCGGCGCCUUGUCUCUAGAAAAGGAGAAGAGCAAGCUAGAGAAAAUAAACGCUUCCCACAAAACCGUUGGGACGGAAAAUAAGAAACCGCUGCUGACUAAGUCAAAAUCUUCGCUGUCAAAACAGGCUCUGAAUGCGGUUGCUGAUAAGAAGGAAGCGGUGAAACCGAAGACAAGGCCUGGUAGUGUUAGAUCAACGCCUUCAUCUCCAACCAGUGUGUAUUCUAUGCCUGGAACAUUUGACAGGUUUUCUAGUGACCUAAGACAGAGACACGGGGUAAAAGGAGCAGAGAAAGCAGCUUCUUCUAGGCUAUCUUUGUUGGAAAGGGCAGCUUCAGUUUUGAAGGUCACCACUGCAGGGAGGAGGUCCUCUGUAGGUAACUCGAUCAGUAGCUCUUUGUUGGGUAUUGGAUCAGGACCAAAGGCCUUGAGAAGAAGCUGGGAAGGAGCUGUAGAUACAAAAGGGAAAAUCAACUCAGAUUCGAAGACAACCAGAGUUGAUAGGAAACCUGAGAACAGGGGUCCAACGACUCCUAGAAGAAAGCCACCAGUGAACGAGAAGGCGUCACAUAAAGAUGACAGUAAGAACCAUAACCCUGCUAGAAAGAGCACAGCGAGCGCUCCUGCUCCUGCUCCUUCAGUUGAUGCUGACAAAGCACCGAAGAAGCAUCCUCCUACUCUAAAGAGGCCAUCUGGGGUUUUAGGCAACCCAAAUGCUACAAAUUUGGUUAAGAUUCCCCCGAACAGCAAAAAACUGACGGAUGCUAGCAGUUCAUGGACAUCACUUCCUCCGCCACUUGCCAAAUUAGGAAAGGAGCUUCUGAAGUACAGAGAAUCGGCGCAGGUAGCUGCUGUUGAAGCCAUGCAGGAAGCUUCUGCUGCAGAAAGCUUGCUGAGAUGUUUGAGCUCCUACGCGGAGGUGAGCUCGACGGCGGAGGAGCACAACCCUCAGCCAACUGUCGAGCAGUUCCUCGCCCUCCAUGGCGCGCUUUCCCGUGCCACUGUUAUCACCGACACCCUCACAAAGUCGGCAGCCUCGCCGGAAUGCUCAGCGGCCAGCGAUGCCGGGACGGUGGUCUCUGCCACGGACGAAGAGACUGCUGCUGUCGCGGCAGAGCGGCAACGCCGAGCCAAGUCCUGGGUGAACGCCGCGCUUGCCACGGACCUCUCUGCCUUUGGCCUCUACAACCUCAAGCCGGCCCCGGCCACGGUACCCUCGCCGCUGGCCGUGGUCGUCGUCGAUGAGUCGGUGAAGCCGGCUGCAGCGGCGCCCAAUGCCGUGAAGUCGUUAUCUCCAGCGGCGAAGUCGCGGAUGUCCCCUGCAAAGGGGAAACCAAGGACGAGCCCGGUGACUAUGGCAGCGGCAGCGGUGGCGCCGCCGCCGGAGUGGGAGAGGGGAGUAGGCGCGGAGGAGAGGGGCCAGCUGGCUCGGCGGCUCGGGGAGGAGUCCAGGGGGUGGUUCCUCGGGUUCGUGGAGCGGUUCCUGGACGCCGACGUGUCGGCAGCGGCGCCAUGGGACCGCGAGCGCGCGGCCAGGAUGCUCCCGCAGCUGAAGCGCGUCAACGACUGGCUUGGCGAGAUCGGGACGCGCAGCGAGGCGCCUCCGCCUCCGCCGCUGGACGGGGACGAGGAGGAUGCGCUGGCCACCACUCCCACUGCCGCGAACGGCGGCUGCGGCGUGCCCGAGGAGACGAUCGAGCGGCUGAGGAAGAAGAUCUACGAGUUCCUCCUCACCAACGUCGACUCGGCCGCCGCGGUGCUCGGCGGCGCGGCGUCCGCGCCGGCGCCGGCGCCGGCGAACGGGAAGAAGUUGUGACGUGGUCGGCACGUUGGCUGAAGCCUAAUUGGGCCUGGUGGUAGUUUGGAAUUUGUUUGGGCCAAGGAAUGGUCUUGGUUUGCUAAUGUAGCUUGUAGGGCUUUUGUUGGGCUUUGGGUCCUCUAACCCUUCUCUCUUUCUCUCUCACUCUCGAAAGGUUGCAGAAAAAAGGUGGUGGUUUGACGAAUUGACCUGUAUUUAUUAUAUCACUGAUGUUUGAUUUGAUUGGUUAAAUUAAAUCUAUUUUGCGAGUAAUGUCACCUCCGACUUUUUUGAGGCCGGAUGGUGACUUGUGCUUAAA
Messenger RNA from Lolium rigidum, 2712 nucleotides. RefSeq lists its product as uncharacterized. The record is from RefSeq and is a predicted model, not a curated record. Lineage: Eukaryota; Viridiplantae; Streptophyta; Magnoliopsida; Poales; Poaceae. The coding region runs from base 159 to 2411 and encodes 750 amino acids. The transcript is spliced from 5 exons.